AACUCUGGCGACUACGAUGUUUUCGAGAUCCCCGAUGAUGACCAUGAUGAAAAAGAUGAACGACCAGGUGGUAAUAAAGCCGUAACAAAUACGUGUUCCACUUCAAUAUCUACUAUGAAGGAAAAGGCGAAGCCAAAGUUGAAAGGCAAGAAGGAGAAUGGCACAAGUGGUUCACCAAAAAUGACCGACUUUUUCGCGAAGGGCAAGAGUAAGAAAAAGAGUGCUGCUUCUGACUCUGAUGAUGCCAUAGUCAUUGAAGAUGAUUCGCCGGUACCGCCACGUCAGCCAAGUCGUCGGCCUCGCACAGGUACAAAGUAUAACUAUGAUAUCAGCGGUGAUGAAGAGGAGUAUGAACAGCCACGAGCCAGAAAGAGAAAGGUGGUCGAUAGCGAUAGUGACUGA
This is a messenger RNA of Angiostrongylus costaricensis, 402 nucleotides long. Lineage: Eukaryota; Metazoa; Nematoda; Chromadorea; Rhabditida; Metastrongylidae. The record is from the annotation of a GenBank genome assembly.